Molecule: messenger RNA, 1262 nt
Organism: Orbicella faveolata
Lineage: Eukaryota; Metazoa; Cnidaria; Anthozoa; Scleractinia; Merulinidae
Source: RefSeq, a predicted model, not a curated record
AACCGUUAUUUAAAGGAUUAAACAUAUAUUGCAAGGAUUAAAUUUUGCUACAAACGGCUUGCCAUAGUACACUGCGUCAGAUUUCACCGGAAACCGCUAACGCUUGAUGGGUUAAAACCCAACGAAAAGCCGCGAAUGUGUUCGGAGCAUAUAUGUCAAAUCUGGAAAAGUUAGGUGUUAUGCUGUCGAAAGUGGCGAGAGACGAGACGGAGUACAAUCCUCCCAAGAAAAAAGCCAAAUCGCUUGGUUAUUCAGCUGAGUGGAAAUUAUGGUAAGCUUCUUUCAGUUAUCAUGUCUUCGCGAUACAAAAAGAACAAAACAAAACCGCUUAUUUUUUUAUUUAAACCUGUAAAUAAAGUCGUUCACAUCAUUCGUAGGUUAAUGGCUAAUUAUGUAUACCAAGAGGGUGCUGUGACGCCUAUACAGGAUAUCAUCGACCACGCAGAGCAAAGUAAGGUGAACACUAAUAGCGGAUCACAUUUGAGUUAUACGUCGUUGGGUCUUCUUGUACACGAUGUUUGGCUUGGUUCAAUUCAAAAAGUAAAGAGAGGUCCACGUAAACAACAACGGAAUGUUUAUUUAAAUCUAAGUAGAAAUGACCCAGCACCGAAACAACAUCAAGAUUGCAUUUCGCUAUCAGGUAAACUGGCUGGUAUAAGCAUUCCAAGUGACUGGAAAAUGAUGACCGACAAAACUAACUUUGUAUCCUUUGUUCGCCCAGAAAAAUGGGAGUUCAACAACGUUAGAGCGGUAACUGAAGUGGUCGUGUCCAAAACUGUCAAUUCAGACAACGCUUUUAUCACCAUCAAGGCUCAUGGAUACCAAAAGGAUUUAAGUGAUGUCCCCGGUCUUUCCUCAUUGUCCGUUCAAGGUCAAGAUAGUCUGGCUUUGGAGUACAUCCAAAAAUCCUCUUUUUGCGAUGGGUUUGCCCUUCCCGAAGGAGAAAGUAUUCAAGCCUUUGUGCAACAUGUGUCAGGGUUGUACAACGACCUGUCAAAUGAUGGCCAAGACAACAUCAAUUUGGUGUUCUCUUCAAAGUGCAAAAUUUUUAGCGUUACCGGGGCUCGCUUCUCAGAGUGCAACAAAGUAUUCAAAAUGCAAAACUUCAAGAGGCAGCGCAAGGAAAAACGCAUCGGGAUUAACCCUAAAUGUACCAAACGAUAUUUGUCUAAGGAGGAAGUUGUCCUUCAACUAAAACAAGAAAGGAGCAACAGGAUUAAUGCGGAGAGGAGAGAGAAGUAGUGGAGAGACAAAUUCGAGAA